Messenger RNA from Caenorhabditis briggsae, 657 nucleotides. The record is from RefSeq and is a predicted model, not a curated record. NCBI's taxonomy places the organism in Eukaryota, Metazoa, Nematoda, Chromadorea, Rhabditida, Rhabditidae. Bases 1 to 657 code for a protein of 218 amino acids. The transcript has 2 exons.
AUGUGUCGUUCAUUCGUUAGCCUUUUCAUUUUUGUUCUUGUUGGAUUGAGCCAUGCGACCACAACGAAUCGGGAUGCGACGAUGGUAAUGAUAUGCGACAAGUUAGGACUCACAUUUUAUACGGCCGCUGAGUUGACAACAAUUGCUAAAUGCAUCGAGCCCCAGUUCUACAAAACUCCCAACAACAACACUGCUAUUCUCAGCGUUGCAAAGAACUGCAUUCUUAGCAAUUCCGGAAACAAGGCCCUUCAAGCUAUGUCCCUAUACAGCAAUGGUAGCUAUAAUUUCUUGUUGGGCAUAUCAAACCAAUUGAUUUCAGCCAACAACUGCCUGAGCCCCGACUCUCUUGAUACCGUAGUCACGAAACUCGUUCCACCAAUUCAGACCAUGACAUCUACACUCGUUAAUAAGGUGAAGACAACUCUUUCCGAUUGCAAGAAAACCAAUACACAAACAGCUGAUGCCAAGCAGGAAACAUGUCUUCAGAAGACGUACGGAGUUGCGAAGGCAGCAAUCACCUUGACCUAUGUGGACAAUACUUGCAAAAAGGUUGUCAAUCAGCAUGUGAGCAGCGCUUGGUGGACAUGUGGAAAGAAAUACAUCCCAAGUGUGAUAAAAAUGGACAAGUACAAUUGCUCGAAGAUUGUGAAGGCCUAA